Molecule: messenger RNA, 3975 nt
Organism: Neoarius graeffei (lesser salmon catfish)
Lineage: Eukaryota; Metazoa; Chordata; Actinopteri; Siluriformes; Ariidae
Gene: cds1
Product: CDP-diacylglycerol synthase (phosphatidate cytidylyltransferase) 1
Exons: 13
Coding region: 251-1615 (454 amino acids)
Cellular component (GO): endoplasmic reticulum membrane
Molecular function (GO): phosphatidate cytidylyltransferase activity
Source: RefSeq, a predicted model, not a curated record
CCUUGUGUGUGUGUGAGAGAGACAGAGAGAGCUGCUGCAGUGACACAGAGCUGCGGAUAUAAACAAAUGCACGCAUUCUAUCAUUUCGAGUCUCUUCCAGACCUUCUGAGGGUUUCCCGAACCUCUUCACCUGCUGUUUGCUUUCUUCCUGGUCCAUGUUGGUGAAAAGAACCCUCUGUUAGGAGCUGACAUUUAUUAAACCGUGUAUUUUGAACUCCUGCUGUAUGUUUGAGGUAGAAAUAAGGAGGCAAUGACCGAGCUGAGGAAGCGCGGAGGAGGAGCAGCAGGAGAACCUGACAGCACGGAUAAUAUCAGCGAUAAGGAAGCAGAUGGAGAGGACAGACUGGGCCUGGCCAGUGAAGGGGAAGGGGACACUGAGGGUGAGUGUAAAGCAGACACUCCUGAUGUGCCGCCGUCCAGUGACAACACUCCACAAUGUCUCAACAAAGCCCUGGAGGGCCUGUCAUCCAGAUGGAAGAACUGGUGGGUACGAGGGAUUUUAUCACUUACGAUGAUCAUAGGCUUCUUCCUCAUCAUCUAUUUGGGACCCAUUAUGCUAAUAUUUGUGGUUAUGACUGUUCAGAUCAAGUGUUUUCAUGAAAUCAUAACCAUCGGCUACAGAGUUUACCGUUCCUACGAACUUCCAUGGUUCAGAACACUGAGCUGGUACUUUUUGAUUUGUGUGAACUACUUCUUUUAUGGAGAAACUGUAGCAGAUUACUUUGGUGCACUCGUCCGAAGGGAGGAACCCUUGCAGUUCCUUGUCCGUUAUCAUCGUUUCAUUUCUUUCACUUUGUACUUGGCAGGUUUCUGCAUGUUUGUUCUGAGCUUAGUGAAGAAACAUUACCGCCUGCAGUUUUAUAUGUUUGCUUGGACCCAUGUGACUCUGUUGAUUGUGGUAACUCAGUCUCACUUGGUCAUUCAGAACCUUUUUGAAGGAAUGAUCUGGUUCAUUGUACCAAUAUCGAUCGUCAUCUGUAAUGACAUCAUGGCUUACCUGUUUGGCUUCUUCUUUGGAAGAACACCUCUGAUUAAGCUCUCUCCAAAGAAGACCUGGGAGGGCUUUAUUGGAGGCUUCUUCUCCACAGUGGUCUUUGGCUUCAUUUUUGCCUACCUGCUUGCCCAGUACCAGUACUUUGUGUGUCCGGUAGAGUACAACAGUGAGACUAAUCGUUUUGCUGUAGAGUGUGAACCUUCAGAUCUGUUCGUGAUGCAGGAAUACACACUGCCCGUGAUGGCACAGAAUGUCCUGCAAUGGAAAACGGUGAACCUAUACCCGUUUCAGAUUCACAGCGUCGCGCUCUCCUCAUUUGCUUCACUGAUCGGACCAUUUGGUGGCUUUUUUGCCAGCGGAUUCAAAAGAGCUUUUAAAAUCAAAGAUUUUGCAGACACCAUCCCUGGACAUGGUGGUAUCAUGGACCGCUUUGACUGUCAGUAUCUGAUGGCCACGUUUGUCCAUGUUUACAUCGCAAGCUUUAUCAGGGGCCCAAACCCCAGUAAGGUUUUACAGCAGCUGCUGGUCCUGCAGCCUGAACAACAGCUCAGCAUUUUCAACACGCUGCGCAACCACCUGAGAGAGAAGGGCAUGCUGCUUCCUGCUGCGGCAGAGGAAUGAAGGAACACUCAUUUAUUCAUCACUUCAGUUAAAACGUUUAUGGUUUAGCUAUUUAUCGGUUUGCACAACUGUGGAUGCACAGCCAUCACUGUAGAAACUCUGGAGAAACACGAUGCAGUGGACUUUACCUCACACUUCCACUGAACAAACAAAUGUGACCACAGGGGGGAGGUUUUUGUCUUUUUCUUCUCCUUCUUUUUCUUCUUCUUUCUUCUGCAUGUGAGACAUGUCUUCCGACAAACCGAAGGAAAGAUGGACGCACACAGUAAGUGAUGUCAGAGGGCUGGAAGUUUGAAAAUAGUUCUUAAGGCCGAGUUCGGGCAUUGCACUGAUUUUUAAAUUUGAUUGUAGUGUAAUUUAUGAACAGAAGAAAUAGUGCAGUUUGCUUCUGCAAUAAUUCCAAGCCGUCACAUUGGGUUGCGCGAUGCUACAGUAUCCAGGAUUAGCAUGACGACGAUGAUGAUAAUUGUAUCGGUCGCACAAAUAAUCAACAACCUAAAACAGCAUGAGUGAGUCACAUAGUUCCUUCCGAAAGCAGCUUUUCUCUCUUUCCCACGGAUUUAACAUUAGUUCUAUACUCUCUAUAAAAUUCCAAAGCUGUAGGACUUGCCCUUGAGAACUACACUCUUGUGGUUAUGUAUUAAUGUAAAUAGAUAUAGAUUAUACUAAAAGAUUUACAGUAUAAUAUAUAUAUAGCAUAUAAUUGAGACUUAAAGUCCUAUAUAUGUUUAUAGGAUUAAAAAUAUAUGCAAACACUAGAUUAUCUUUUUUUAAAAUAGAGAUUUAGCAUGAUUUUAAUCUUCUGUGUGCAGGGUGAAUGAAUAAGUUAUUUUUGUCUUUACGGAAGAUGAGGACUAAACACUCGGUUCUCUAACCAGUCGAUAAAUUAUUUGUAGUGCACUACAAAAAAAAAAAAAAAUUGCAAUUUUUUUUUUUAAAUCAUCGAAUGAUGUUGUUUUGUGGUAGAAUCUGUUGUGUCUAAUGGAGACGGUUUGAAAUACAGAGUGAAAGAGAUGUGUGCAUUUACUGUUAACUCAGCUGGUAGCCAUGGCGCGUGUUACGUUCAGCACUGUCGAUAUAUUAGCGUCUCAUACAGAUCACAUUAAAACUGCAAAGUCCACUGAUCAAGAUUUUCACCUCAAACAGAUUCACGCUGGAAUAGAUCCAUAAACAAUGGAAAAACUUGUCAAAAUUCAUAUUUAAAUCUAAGCCGUUUGAUUUUCACUAGCAUCUAGCACUUUUCUAGUUUUCCUAGAGCAAGAGCUUAUCUUGUACAUGGAGACGACAGAAAUCAAGCUGACUUGGUGGAGUUUUGGGACCAGACUGUUCACCUUAAAUCCGUGGAUAUGUGGCAAUCUGUUAUAAUGCGACUUGCCAUAUUCCCUUUUCAUUCCGAGUCAAUUUACACGCUUCUCUUUUCAUUAUUUCCUCUUUGUCUGCUGUUUACGUCAACCUGCGUAUGCGAUUAACUUUUUCAGUUUUGCAUGUCUAAAAAAAACUUAAUCACUUCAGACCAAAAAGGUAAUACACCUCUGAGUCAGGUGUCCGUAGCUUCAAAGCAAGUGACGCUACCAGAAUUCUGAGUUACUGCACGGUUUACAUUGUUGUUGAAGAUAUAAUACUGUUCCAGCUUACACUGUUUAACAACAAUCAGCCUUUGGAUGCUUUCGUUAUUGUCGUAUGUUAUGAUAUUGUAAUGUUAUGCUUUAUACCAAAAAGUUGGGCUCAUGUGUUUUUGUUGAAAUAAUUAUUUAUGGGUUUGAGUUAUAGUUUAUUUUUUAACAUAAAUCUAAAGGUUUUUAAUAGAGAAUAUUUAAUGGUCACCAUGGAUACAUGAACAAAGGAAAUGUGAUGGGGCAAUAUUAUUAUUAUUGUGAAUAUGAUUUUAGAAUAAAAUAAAACCUUACGUUAUCCCCUGCUUACAUCUUGUAUCCGAUCUGAUUGACUCACUCAGUGUCUCUCUCUCUCUCGUGUCUCUCAUCUCUCUCGUGUGUGCCUCUGUCUCAUCUCUCUUGUCUCUCUCUCUCUCUCUCUCUUUCGUGCAUCUCUCUCUCGUGUGUGCCUCUGUUUCAUCUCUUUUGUGUCUCUCUCUCGUGUGUGUGCCUGCCUCUGUGUCUCUUGUCUCUCUCGUGUGUGCGUGCCUCUCUGUGUCUCAUUUCUCGUGUCUCUCAUCUCUCUCGUGUGUGUGCCUCUGUCUCAUCUCCCUUGUGUGUCUCUCUUUCGUGCAUCUCUGUGUCUCUCGUGCGCAUGUCUCUCGUGUCUCAUCGCGCUCUCAUGUCUCAGUAAUACUCAAAGAACAAAAAAGUAAGAACACAAUCACAUGUAUGAUUUAAAUCAAGAUUAAAAACAUGCUGGUUUAA